Messenger RNA from Arthroderma uncinatum, 1665 nucleotides. Its product is annotated as acetamidase. The transcript is spliced from 4 exons. The record is from RefSeq and is a predicted model, not a curated record. Lineage: Eukaryota; Fungi; Ascomycota; Eurotiomycetes; Onygenales; Arthrodermataceae. The coding region runs from base 1 to 1665 and encodes 554 amino acids.
AUGGGCCAAUCUUAUAAAGAGAUAUCGGCGAUUGCACGGAAGAGAAGGGAUGAUGCCAUAUCUGCCUUCUGGUCAAUCCCCGAUAUCAAGGACGACGAAUUACCACAAGACCUGAGGUCUUACCCGCAAACAUCCGGCCUGCUGGCUGCCGACGAGCUGGCUAUCGUCAAUACGGAUGCCACGGAGCUCCUGGAGAAAAUCAGGGAAGGGAGGCUGUCUUCGGUCACGAUAACCACGGCCUUCUGCAAGGCAGCCAUCAUUGCACAAAAGCUGACCAAUUGUGUCACGGAGGUCUUGUUCACAGAAGGGCUAGAACGUGCAAAACAGCUCGAUGAUCAUCUCCAGAAGACCGGCUCCAUUGUCGGACCACUUCAUGGAUUGCCAGUCUCGUUGAAGGACAACUUUAUGACAGCUCCUCACCCGUCUUCUAUCGGGAUGGCUGCAUAUACCAAUGAGGCAACGGAGAAGGAUUCGGUGAUAGUGACAGGUUUGCGCGAGCUAGGCGCCGUUUUCUACAUCAAGACAAACGUACCCACGGCGAUGCUGAUGGCGGAGACAAACAACAGAGUCUGGGGCGAAACUCGAAACCCAAUCCAUAAGGGGUUGACCCCUGGUGGUUCAUCGGGCGGAGAGGGCGCUCUCAUUGCGUUGAAGGCAUCGCCAUUGGGAGUUGGGACGGAUAUUGGAGGCAGUAUCCGUAUACCAAGUGCUUUUUGUCACCUUUACGGCUUGAAGCCAUCAUUUGGCCGUUUUUCGACAUUGGGGGGUCGAGCAGCUAUCCCCGGCCAGGACUUUGUUCCCUCGGUGUGCGGCCCAAUGGCAACUUCUCUCGAGACAGUCAAAUUGUUCUGCGAGUCGGUAUUAUCUGAGCAAAGUGCACCUUGGAACGCUGACCCCAAACUUAUCCCUAUGCCAUGGAGAAAGGAUGUCAUUCAACCCAAGGGGCGAAAGCUGCGCAUUGGAAUACUUGGAAACAGUGAUGGGGCCAUGACGUGCUAUCCACCGGUUGAACGGGCCCUUAAAAUUGUAGGCAAGGCAUUGAAAGAUGCUGGUCAUGAUGUCUUUGAGUGGGCGCCUACCGGUCAUGUAGAGGUGCUGAAACUUCUUCUUGAGGCAUUUCAUGUGUUUGGAGCUUCGGAGAUUCUUCCUCGCCUACAGGAGCAUGGCGAGCCCCUUUUCAAGUCGAUGGAGUCAAGCUCCUCAAGCUGCAAGGUUGACGAACUAAGCGCUGUGAAACUGAGCGAAAUGAUCAUAAAACGCAAUUCCCUACAGAAGCAAUACCUCGAUAGGUGGAUGGCUACCGAAACAGACGCCUCUGGCCCAAUGGACUGUAUCAUCUCACCAGUCGCAGUGGCUCCAGCGUCUCGUCUCGGAUAUGGCGAAACGGUCCAAUAUGCUGGAUACACCGCGUUCGGUAAUAUCCUCGACCUUCCUUCCUGUACCUUUCCUGUUACCUACACCGAUAAGGCCACCGACCUGAAAAGAGAUGCGAGCUGGAAGGCGUUGAAUGAUCAGGACCAGCGGAUGCAGGAUGAGUACGACCCUGAUUUCUAUCAUGGAGCACCAGUCUCCCUGCAAUUGUAUGGGAGGAGACUCGAGGAAGAGAAGGUCAUUGAAAUGGUCGAAGUUGUAGCGGGCAUCCUUAAAUUCCAACACCGCAACUAA